AUGGUAGGCGUAGGUUGUUUGCGUGAUCCAUGGUUUUGCUGUGGGUACCAUCAGGAGAGGAAGGAUAUGAGAUCAGUUGAUCGAAGUGACAGCAACAUCGCGGGAAUGCGAAAUAUAUGCAUAAUGGUAAGGUCGACCGAAUGUGGAUUCGCUGUUAAGGAAUACCGGCUUGCACGUCGCCGUGAGUUAUCAGUGGUGUGUCGCAUGCUUAUACGUCUAGCCAAGGUAAAAGCAAACAAGAACGAUAGUUCAAGCAAAGUGGACGAAGCACCCACUGCUGACACUUUCGCAGCACUCUGCAGGCCAGUUACAAUUCUGCGUGGAAUGCUCCCGAAGAGCACCAGGCAGUGUAGGGCUAAAAGGAAAUGGCUUUGA
Messenger RNA from Necator americanus (New World hookworm), 375 nucleotides. RefSeq lists its product as uncharacterized. The coding region runs from base 1 to 375 and encodes 124 amino acids. The transcript has 3 exons. NCBI's taxonomy places the organism in Eukaryota, Metazoa, Nematoda, Chromadorea, Rhabditida, Ancylostomatidae. The record is from RefSeq and is a predicted model, not a curated record.